Messenger RNA from Equus caballus (horse), 2977 nucleotides. Lineage: Eukaryota; Metazoa; Chordata; Mammalia; Perissodactyla; Equidae. The record is from RefSeq and is a predicted model, not a curated record.
GAAAAAAAAGAUUGGCAACAGAUGUUAGCUCAGGUGCCAAUCUUAAAAAAAAAAAAAGAGUGUGCUGUUGGAAAGCAGAGGCAGGACCAUACCAGAGAGAUGAAUUCACGGCACAGCGAGGGCCUGUUCUGGACUCCACACGGCAGCCACUGCCUGUUUCUGUGGGAGCGAUCACCACAGAAACAGGGAUGGUAUCCAGCAGAAGUUUCCUGAAACACUUGUAGGGUUUCCUGACACACUUAAGGAGCUGCUCCCUGUGUGCUCUUGCCUUUGUGUUUGUAACUGUGAGUGUGAUUGCACACAUGUGUGUGUGUGACUGCAUGUGUAUGUGUGUGGCAGUGUGCACGUGUGUGUGUGUGUGUGCGCGCCUGUGGGCAUUGUGUUAGGGAGUGGGCCCAGGGUGGUCCUCAGGCAUCCCCACCUGCUGGCAUCUGCCCCUGUAGGAGGUGAUGAGCUGUUUCUUUACUCUCCUGAGUUUGGAUUAAGAAUUCGGCAGUGAGAGAAUCAUUUGUGCUGGUAACCUCUUUGCAUUACAAUUGCACUCCUGGAUUCCUCUAAAGGUUUGCUUGACUGUAGAAAAAUGCGUUUCCUGAUAUGUAGAUCGUGAAAUUUCUCUCAGUUAUUAAAAUCUACGUGUGAAACUGUCUCAAGUGAGAUUCCUCGGGGCCUGCCUGCCUGGUAGGUCAAAGUACUUGAAGAAAAUCAGACAUCAUUUUCUUUCAUCGGAGUCGUUCAGAAAUGUUUUACAAAAGUGGUACAUGCUUGUAAAAAAGAAACAAAGAUAUAAAGUAGCAAAUGGAACUCACCAGUAACUCCUAUCCCUCAGGGAUAACCAUUAUUAACAUUCUGGUACAAAUCUUUCUAGACGCACGUCUAUUUAAACAAAAAUUGGAUCAUGGCGUGUGUACUGGUGUAUGACCUGCUUUUUGCACUUAAUGAUAUAUGCUGGGCAUCUUCCCGUGUCAAUAAAUAGAAAUUUGUGUAUUUUUUAGCAGUUGCCAUAGUGUUUUAUAUAUGGAUGGGACCAUAGUUUAUGGAAGCAUUCCAAUUUUUCAGUAUUAUAAAUAACGCCGUGAUGGACAUCUUUGUAGAUCUCUAUCUUUGGACAUCCGUCCAAUUACUUCCUUAGAAGAAAUUCCAGCAGCAGAAGAGCGCCACAUGACAAGUUUCGAUGCGUCUGUUACCAGAGUGGAGCAUCUGCCUGUGUCCCACCUGUGCCACAGAGCAUGCCAUGGCCUGGGAGUCCUCCACGAAACUGCUGUCACCUCCUGCAAAGCCAGACCUCCCCCGGCGAGGACACGGUGCCCAGCCCGCCGCUCUCCAAGGAGGAAGAUGGCCCAGCCUGGGGGCAUGCCCUGAGCAGCUGCCUCUGAUCCGUUGGCCGAGCAGCAGGGAAUUGUGAGGCUGAGGAGCGGCUAGCUGGGAGCCUCAGGGACCGCCCAGCCUGGCUCCCGGCUCACCCGCAAGAUGUGGACAGCCCUUGUGCUUGUUUGGAUUUCCUCCUGGUCCUUAUCUGAAAGCCAAACGACAUCCCAGGAGCCACGGUCCGUAGACCUCAACAGGAUGUUGGAAAAUUCAGUCGGCAACAGUACGUUUCAGGAAACAAUUUCGAGAGUCUUUAAUAAAACUUCUGAAGGAAUGACUGUGGUGACACCUUCUCCUGUCACGUUGACCAAAGGGACUUUGGUGGUUGACCCCACCUCUCCUGCAGUCACAGCAGCAACAACACAUAGGACAGGUGUGGGCACUCCGGUGACUGCAGAAGGUACCCCUGACCGGGCAGCCUCCGGGGUGCCCAGCCCGCCCAGUGCUGUGUCUGCGGGGCCCGCCCCGUCCGCCCCUGCUGCUCUGAGCACCCCGCAUGCUCAGGCAUCCCGCAGCGGCACAGCGCCAGGAGCAGCCACUCUGACAACACAGGCCAUGGGCACGCAGACUGCUGCUGUGACCACGGCAGGGAUGCUCAGCCCGCAGGGCACGCACAGUCCUGAGCCCACGUCUGGCCCUUCCACAGCCAUCCCUGUGUCCUCCUUGAGUCCCCACGCCCCUAACGUGUCCACACAAGGCCCCAGCAUCCCGGCGUCGACAACCGGGCCUGUGGCUGACACAACAAGCAGGCCCACACCCACCCUCUCCAAUGCCACCGCAGAGCCCACGCCCACCUCCAUGGCUCCUCCAUCCGUGACAGCGGUGACAGCCACCACCAAGCCACAAGCCGAGGAGCCAGCUGCCAGCACAGUGCCAGCACCUGUACCUCACAGGAGCCCCACUCCUGAGGUGGAGGCCACGUCUUCCAUGACACAGCCAGGCACUGCUCCGUCUGCCCGGGGGCCCACAGGGCCAGGCACACCCCAGACACCGGAGCAGGUCGAGCCUGAAUCCACCCCUGGUACUGCGUCUGCCGGGCCAACGCCCGGGAGCUCAGGGGACUCGAGGAUGCCGGCCACGGACUCGUGCCAGCUCAGCACCCAAGGCCAGUACUUGGUGGUCUCCACCAAGCCCCUCACCCUAUCCUCGGUGAACAAAAGUCUGCUGUUGGCCGUGCUGCUGUUUGGGGUGACCCUGUUCAUCACUGUCUUGGUUCUGUUCGCCCUGCAAGCCUACGAGAGCUACAAGAAAAAGGACUACACGCAGGUGGACUAUCUCAUCAACGGCAUGUACGCAGACUCAGAAAUGUAGGAGGGGCGGCCCGCGGGCUCUGGCGGGCCCUGGACGGCUGGCCCGUCCCUCCUCCCAUUCUGCCCCUGAGACCAAACUAAGUGCUUCCGAAUUCUUUGGUGCAAUUUAGGAGAUAGGCCAGAUGCUUAAACAUGUUUCAUUGCUGUCCUUUUAAUUCCAUGAUCACUAAAGAGUCGCUGCUUUUUUCAUAAUUAUUUUUGUAAACGAGCGCAUUGCCGGGGCAGGUGGCGAUUCCGCCUCGGGGCGGGCGGCGGGUGUGGCUCCCGACCAGAAUUAAAGCAAUGACCGCUUUCCCCCUUCA